GGCGGUCCAAGUGCUGGUGGAUCUUCUUUCGGUGCUGGUGGUGACACCACGACUUCGUUCGACAUGCAAGCAAUGCUGUCCAACACAAUUUUAGUCGUUGACGGGACGAAAGCAUGCCCGUUGGUCCAAGAAACGGACUUCGUUGAGCUGAAUUUGACAAACGCGACAAACUCGAUGAUCUCCCCGACGCCGACGACCACAACUUCUGUUGCGUUAUCCCAAGACUGCGACAUCACGGGCCGGACGUUCCGGUUGUUUGGAAAGGCGCACCAGAACGCGUCGAGUGCGAAUCCAUUGCUUGAGGAGAUCGGCCUGGGGUCCCCUAUUCCACUGCACAUCUGCGAAGUUGAGUUGUA
Molecule: messenger RNA, 356 nt
Organism: Amoebophrya sp. A120
Lineage: Eukaryota; Dinophyceae; Syndiniales; Amoebophryaceae
Source: the annotation of a GenBank genome assembly